Molecule: messenger RNA, 807 nt
Organism: Gordionus sp. m RMFG-2023
Lineage: Eukaryota; Metazoa; Nematomorpha; Gordioida; Chordodea; Parachordodidae
Exons: 5
Coding region: 7-774 (255 amino acids)
Source: RefSeq, a predicted model, not a curated record
CAGGAGAUGAGGCUCGAAAAAAAUAAACACGGAUUUCGGUACCGAUGCCGCGGGUGUCACAAAUCAUUUUCAAUUUGGAAAAAUUCUAUCUUCGAAAAGGUCAUCAACGUACCAUUAUUUCUACAGUUGAUAUAUCUUUACAUAAGCCGUUACAAAAUUGGACAAGCAACGAGAGAAUUAAACAUCAAUCAAUGUGCCACAAAAUGGUACAAAAAAUUUAGAAAAGUGUGCCAACUCCGGGUAGCCUCCAAUCACGCGAAGGUAGGCGGCCCCGGACAAAUCGUAGAAAUGGAUGAGUCUCUUGUCCGGAAAAGCAAGUAUAAUAGCGACGGAGUUUUAAUCAAGAAGGCUCUUUGGAUUAUCGGAGGCAUUUGUCCCAAUACAGACAGAAUAUUUUUGUGGGCCACCCUGAGUAGAAAUCGAGAAACCUUCUUAGAUGUCGUUCGACAAAAUGUUCUCGAGGGUACUGUUAUUAUAACUGACUCGUGGAAAGGGUAUUAUGAUUGUCCCGAAGAUAAAAAUGGCGAAAAUAAUUUUGAGACCGACCACCGUAUUUCGUUUGUCCAGCCCAGCGAUAUACCUGUCCAUACCCGCAAAAUCGAUAUUUUCUGGCAAGAUCUCAAGCCGAAACUCCCGAAGUUCUGUGACAGUCGCACAGUGCCCGAAUACCUGCCGGAAUACGAAUAUUUCCGGAAUUAUAAAUCGCUCAAUCACUAUGACACAUACAUUACAUUUAUAAAUGAUUGCAUUGCGUUUAAAGAAGUAUUCGAAUGAAUUUAAAAAUUUUUUUAUUGAUUUUUCGAUUAU